AUGCACACGUCGGCGCCCAUGCCGUCGGCGGUGCUACUCUGGGAGGCGACGGCUCCCACUUGUCUCGCCAGAUCGGUUUCCUUCACGACGAAGCGGUCGUCCGCAAUCAGCUCGUCUAAGCGGAAAGCAGAAAAACUGGCUACACAGAGCGCAGAGCCGGGCAGGCUCGUACAGAUUGCUCGCUGCUGCGUACUUCUUGCUCUUUUCGCCGACCAAGCCCCAGUCCCGUCGCGCUUCCAGGAUGCGCUUCAUGGUGAUCACCCCGGACACGCUCGAGGCCUCAAAUUCCAUGAGGCACAUGUCACACGUGGAGUGGCCGACGAGAAGGGCCUCAAGGCAACAGAGCCAUCGGGAUCCCGCACGUGUUCAGUCACAGAAACCCUGAAGGAACAAGGGAGGGGAGAAAAGGGGCUGGACUGCGCAGCAGUUGCCUGUCCUGGAUUGAUCGAGGAUUCUUCUACGACCUCGGCGUGCCCAAGAGAGAUGGCUGGAGAUGCCGGCCGCAUCCGCAAGGAGCUGGCGGAGUGCGCCCGGGACACGGACUCAGGGGUGACGGCGGUACCUAAGGGGGACUCGCUGGCUCGCCUUGAGGGGACAAUUCUUGGGCCGGUGGGCACGCCGUUCGAGGGCGGAACGUUUCUAAUCAACAUCGAUAUUCCUUCGGGCUAUCCGUUCGAGCCGCCCAAGAUGAAGUUCGCCACCAAGAUUUGGCACCCCAACAUCUCGUCGCAGACGGGUGCGAUCUGUUUGGAUAUCUUGAAAGAUCAGUGGUCUCCGGCCCUGACCAUCAAGACCGCUCUUCUCUCGCUGCAAGCUCUCAUGUGUUCACCAGAACCGGACGACCCGCAGGACGCGGAGGUCGCGAAUAUGUACAAGAUCAAUCGCGAUACGUACAACCAGACGGCCAAGUUCUGGACAGAGACAUACGCCCAGGUGCGCGAUCCUGGAGGGAACGAAGAUGUGGUGCGAAGGGUCUGCGACAUGGGCUUCCCGGAGGCGCAAGCUCGGAGGGCGUUAGCGUCCAACGACUGGGACGAGACGGCGGCGAUCAACACUCUCCUCAGCGGCAGCUAGCGCUCGCAGCGACAACCCCCUCAAUCUGGACCUAGAUUCGCUCUCUUUUGUCCCUUCUUUCGGUAACCACCCAACAGUAUUGUCGUUGCGCGGGUAUGGAGGCGUGGCCGGCAGUGUUUUGGUACCAUCACGUUGGUUCGCCAGCUGUCGGCUACCGUUCGUGGUGUGCACUGACUCCCCCUGAGAAGGAGUCAACCGGUCACACCGUUGUUUCUUGAUUUUGCUGAAGUUUUGAAGCUGAUUGGUGCCAGCUCAAGCCUACCUAGCAUUCGUGUGGUACAAGCAAGAGCUCCGUUCUUAUUCUGGUGGCUGGGGUGAAUCGCACUACGGGGCAGCGUUCAAUACGGUGCCCCAAAGAGAGCUACGUCAAUACGGUGCCCCAAAGAGACGUCGUAGGUAUGCAAUGAUGUGACGGGGUUUGUACGCUCUAGUAGCCUUGGGUGGAAGUCGUUUCUUUCGGCGUGGAAGCUGCGUUUGUGUCAUGAUGCAGUGGUGUGACCGACAAUGAGGAUUGGCGGUAAGUUGAAGUUCCACCUAUACUGCUGCGUAAGCCGGCGUGAGUGGUUUGACAGUAUGCGGCUCCGUGUGUAGAGUAUGGCUUUCGCUUGUUGAGGAUAGGUAGGUGUUACGCGUGUGCAUGAGUGAAAAAUGUGUUGCACGUUGUGACGGAAGGCGUGACUGUCACUUGAUUUCGCGUUGGUUGCUGGAGGAAGAGUGUCCACUGACAAUGUCGGAGGACACGUGCUUCGUUGUUGGAAUUGACGACUAACUGAGCUACAUUCGUGAUACGGCAGCUUUGUUGUGUAGAUUUGGCUGAUGCCUGGGAAAUUCCCUGUGAACGAAAAAAGCGGGUGUAGAGAUGAUCGAUUGCGUUUUUGUUCAAUGGGAGUCAACAUUCACCGAAUGAAUUAAUGAAUGUGAUGUUGGCACGUGCGUGGUGGGGGCGACCCCCAGCGUCCCGAGAACAUGAUAACAAGUACGUUUGGCAGAAAACGAUAAAUACACUUGGCGGAGAGCAUGUGUGAUAGGUCAAGGGGAUGGAUGUGCUUUUACCUGGUGAUGGGUUGUGACGCGUGUUUAGUGGUCUAUAUUUUUGUGGUUGGAGUCCGUCGCACACUCGAUUCCAUUUCGUGAGUCUAGCAGCCUACCAGGGGAGGGUUCCUAAUAGACAUCGGAUCGGCACCCGAUUCUCUCUCGUAGUUGCGAAAUCCUCAAACAUUACGGGUAGUUUUUUAGGAUUCGCGAGAGCGGGUAAGGAUGCAUGACACGCGUGUUUUGAUUUAUUUAUUAUUUGCUGGUU
Molecule: messenger RNA, 2374 nt
Organism: Ectocarpus siliculosus
Lineage: Eukaryota; Phaeophyceae; Ectocarpales; Ectocarpaceae
Source: the annotation of a GenBank genome assembly